AUGGGCAGUGGUGGCUCUGGGAUCACCAUCAACAAGGACACGAAGGUGCCCAACGCCUGCCUGUUCACCAUCAACAAGGAGGACCACACGCUGGGGAACAUCAUCAAGUCGCAGUUACUGAAAGACCCCCAGGUGUUAUUUGCAGGGUACAAAGUCCCGCACCCACUGGAACACAAAAUCAUCAUCCGUGUCCAAACCACCCCCGAUUACAGCCCCCAGGAAGCGUUCACCAAUGCCAUCACGGAUUUGAUCAGUGAGCUCUCCCUCCUGGAGGAGAGGUUCAGGGUUGCUAUUAAAGACAAACAAGAAGGAAUCGAGUAA
Nipponia nippon (crested ibis) is the source of this 321-nucleotide messenger RNA. The record is from RefSeq and is a predicted model, not a curated record. Lineage: Eukaryota; Metazoa; Chordata; Aves; Pelecaniformes; Threskiornithidae.